CGAUACAUAUAUAUCAACUACCAUCGCUAGGAAAAACAACAACAAACAACAACGUCUGUGGUUUACGUGCGUGAAAAUUAGUUAAGUUUUGCUAAAAAACCACAUUUAACGCAGUCCCAAGUACUCCAUAUGCUGCAGGGCAGAAUUGGGAAAGCGCCGACCACCUGGAGGACGGAAUUCGUUGGUCGAAAGUAGCCGUAGAGCGUGAAAUUGCGAAAGUGAAAACGGGUCAGGUGCUGGGAGUGAAAAGUGAACAAAACCCACUAAACGCCACUGAACGGGUGCCAAAAUAGCGAAAUAAAGAGGAAAACCCAAUAAAGACAAGCCUAACAAGUUCAUAAAUAAAAUUCACACAACUACUACUUAGUUUAGGGCGAUUUCCUUCGAAAAACAAGGUGGCCAAAUCAAACAAACUGAAUCGAACACCCACACACUUUCUCGGACAAAUUGUGUAUAUUGCGUUGUGUGGUGGGGAGAGCUCGGUGGGUCAGCGGAGGGAAAGCGAGGAAAAGCCACCGAACCCAUGUCCUACAUGAUGGCCAAGACGCUGGAGGAGCAGAGCCUGCGGGAGUGCGAGCACUAUAUCCAAACUCACGGCAUCCAGCGCGUCCUGAAGGACUGCAUCGUCCAGCUAUGUGUUCGUCGCCCCGAGAAUCCAGUGCAGUUCCUGCGUCAGUACUUCCAGAAGCUAGAGCGGGAACAAGUCAAACUGGAUGCCAGUAGACAGGUAAUCAGCCCCGACGACGCCGAAGAUCUCAGCCCGAUGCCACAGACAGCAGCUCCGCCCGUGCGCCGGCGUGGCGGCAUUUCCGCCGAGCCCGUUACCGAGGAGGACGCCACCAACUAUGUGAAAAAGGUGGUGCCCAAGGACUACAAGACAAUGAACGCCCUGUCCAAGGCCAUUGCCAAGAACGUUCUGUUCGCCCAUUUGGAUGAGAGCGAGCGAUCGGACAUCUUCGAUGCCAUGUUCCCCGUGAAUCACAUCGCCGGCGAGAACAUCAUCCAGCAGGGGGAUGAGGGUGACAACUUCUAUGUCAUUGACGUGGGCGAGGUUGAUGUUUUCGUCAACUCGGAACUGGUCACCACCAUCAGCGAGGGCGGCAGCUUCGGAGAACUGGCGCUGAUCUACGGCACCCCUCGGGCUGCCACCGUCCGGGCCAAGACCGAUGUCAAGCUGUGGGGCAUCGACCGCGACUCCUACCGCCGCAUCCUGAUGGGCUCCACCAUCCGCAAGCGGAAGAUGUACGAGGAGUUCUUGUCGCGCGUCUCCAUCCUGGAGAGUCUGGACAAGUGGGAGCGCCUCACCGUGGCCGACUCGCUGGAGACGUGCUCCUUCGAGGACGGCGAAACGAUUGUGAAACAGGGAGCCGCCGGCGACGACUUCUACAUCAUCCUCGAGGGCUGUGCGGUGGUGCUGCAGCAGCGCUCCGAGCAGGGCGAGGAACCUGCCGAGGUGGGACGUCUGGGUAGCAGCGAUUACUUUGGCGAGAUAGCCCUGCUGUUGGACCGACCACGGGCGGCGACUGUGGUGGCCCGCGGGCCGCUCAAGUGCGUCAAGCUGGACAGAGCGAGAUUUGAACGUGUUCUGGGACCCUGCGCUGACAUUCUCAAACGCAACAUCACGCAGUACAACAGUUUCGUUUCGCUGUCCGUUUAAGCCACAACGACAGCAGCAAGCAACACCCGCAACAUAAUAGCAACAAACAGCAACAGCUAACCGACAAACAACAUCAACAACAACGCAGCGAAGGAUAGUAGAAUGAUGAUGGGAAGAAUAAGAUUAAAAAUAACGCUCAGAAGCAGGUGUAAAAACCCUAAAUCGUAAACCCUAUAAGUGUGUUAGGUUAUUUGCUCGAUUCUGAGAGAGAUUCAGAAUCCGCGGGCUGGAGCAAAGAAACUAAAUUGUUAAUUAAUUGAUUCUGUAUGUUGUGCUGAAGUUACAUUUGUAUGUGUGUGUCUCUGUGUAAAGGUUGCAACAGCAUGUUCCCCCCAAAAACUUUACCUUCACUGUACUUUACUGAAGAUCCUGUAUCCUUCCAACUCUCGGAACAUGCUGGCUCCCGCAAAAGCAAAACAAAAAGAGUUCUUUUCAAUAUCCAACUGACAUCUGAAUGUUUUGAAGAUAUUUAAACGAAAAAAAUAAUAAUAAUAAUAUUAUAUAUAUGUGUAAUUGUACAACAAAGACAGAAGCAACAACAACAACAACACACAGCACAGACACACACACGCACGCCAACCUCGCACACUCUCAUACGAUCGAAAAGGAUGUUUAAGGAUAACGAUGGAGUUUGGAGUAAGGAGGAAAAUUGUAUUUCGCUUUCGUUGAAUUGUCAAAGAAGAAGAACAACAUCUACAAUUUUAAUAUUAAUUUUUAGUAAAUUAUUUUUAAACCUAAAGCUUAGCACAAGAAGUGAGAGCGAGUCAGAGCAGUCGACUGCCAGGCAUUCACAUGAAAAUUAUUUAAAAAUAUAAACAAAAAAACCAAUUAACAAACGA
Drosophila ananassae is the source of this 2496-nucleotide messenger RNA. RefSeq names its product cAMP-dependent protein kinase type I regulatory subunit (gene Pka-R1). The transcript is spliced from 5 exons. The record is from RefSeq and is a predicted model, not a curated record. Gene Ontology annotation, cellular component: cAMP-dependent protein kinase complex. The coding region runs from base 524 to 1657 and encodes 377 amino acids. Gene Ontology annotation, molecular function: cAMP-dependent protein kinase regulator activity. Gene Ontology annotation, biological process: regulation of protein phosphorylation. NCBI's taxonomy places the organism in Eukaryota, Metazoa, Arthropoda, Insecta, Diptera, Drosophilidae.